AGACACAACGGAGACGCGUCCGGAGAUUACUCGCACAUACACAGCUUUACUUGUGAGAUGUGUCUCUCAAUCGGCAGCGGAUACAUAAACAUCCCGACAGAUACAGUACAUUUCCAUGUGGAUUAUCCAUCACCCGGGAGGCUGAGUUACUGUUUUCCUGCGGACAAGCCGAAAAAUGUCUCAUUCUUUGAAUACUUGAGGAGUGACGACAACUUUCCUCCUUUUCGGACUUCACCAUACUAAUCGGCGCAGAUAAGAAGCGUGGAGCUACAACAAGAAGGAGAUUACCGGAUUUAACAAUGCAAACAGAUCAAUUCCCCGAUCAGGAUUUGCAAUUUUAAGCAGCAGGCAGUUUGGAGUCUGCAGCGGGGGACACCGAGCAAUGUUAUCUGCGGAGAUGCGUUGUUCGCUGAGGUUCAUGUCCGUGGAUGUUGCGGCUCGGUCGGGCUGCACACGGUGCCUUUGGGUGGCUGUGAUUGGACCGGACACAGACUGGGGCUGACUGAUGUUUGUCCGAGAGGAAAUGUUUUGGGGAGGAGAUCAAUAUGACUUACUGGCGCACGCGAGGGGGGGAGAUUGCCAGUCUUCACGAGCACACGUAUUACUAUGAGGACGGAGGAGAGCGUGCAGGAUUUCUUCUCUUGGAUUUAAAUUCAAAACAGACCUGAAAGCUCCUACCAUCAGACAUUUAUGUAUAUUUAAUGUGAUGCGUUUUGUUGCCUUUGCAAAGUGUUCCAAGAUUGUUACAAGUGGAUGUGGACAGUGUGUGUUUGCACUAAAGUUUUUUUCCCUGACUAUCAUGCAUGGGACUUUGAUAUUGCAUCACUCGUCUUAUAAAAUAUACAUUUUUUGAACUCUUGCACCUCCAACAAAUAUAUCCCACCUGGACUUUUACUCUGGAGUUAUGGGACGUUACGACAACAUUUUUAAGGAAGAAAACAAUCAGUUGCCUCAUUUCUAAAUGCAGUAAAAUGUACCCCCAAAUGCCCGGCAACAUGGCAGUGAACUGGGUUGUGUAUUCAGUUUUUAUACUCCCGCUGUUUGCAGUGGGGACAGCUUUCUCUGGGGUCUUCAACGCCACAGACAGAGACAUUUUUACAGAUGACUUGCUGCAGGUCAAGCUCACACAAGCCAGAGCGACCGAGCAGUGGAAACUCCAGUCUACUGAUUCCCAUCCCAACCUAUAUUUUAACCAAGUGGAUGUGUUGCACUUGAGGCAAAGGUCCUCCACCACCCACAGUCACAUAUUUAAAGUCAUCCGGGCUGCUGCGCUCACCAUGUUGUCUAAUGUCCCCUUUUACAUGCCCCCUGUGAAACAUGCAGAGUUUACAAGCAAGUGGAAUGAGAUUUAUGGGAACAACCUGCCUCCCCUGGCUCUCUAUUGCCUGUUGUGCCCAGAGGACUCUGCUGCCCUGCAGUUUCUUAUCAAGUUUAUGGAUAGGAUGGCUGCAUACCCAGACUGGAGGGUAACCAGUGCCCCUAACGAUGAGGUCCCCAUGGCGCACUCUCUCACUGGGUUUGCUACUGCUUAUGACUUUAUUUACUCCUACCUGGAUGAGCGGCGGCGGGAUGUUUACCUCAAGAAAAUUCGCUCUGAGACAGAGGAGCUGUUUGAGCUCUCAAAGUACAGGGGAUGGGGAAAACAGUAUCUCCAGAAUCAUCAGACCACAAACAUAUUAGCCACCUUGACUGGUGCUAUAGUGGUUGGAUCACACAACGACCCGGAGUCAAUGAUCUGGAAACAAGUGGCAGUGAACUACAUGGAGAAAACUAUGUUUCUCUUAAACCAUGUUGUUGAUGGGUCUCUGGAUGAGGGGGUAGCCUAUGGGAGCUACACAGCCAAGUCCAUCACACAGUAUGUCUUCUUAGCUCAACGCCAUUUCAACAUUGACAACCUGCAGAACAACUGGCUGCGGGGACACUUCUGGUUUUAUUACGCCACUCUGUUGCCGGGAUUUCAGAGAACUGUCGGCAUCGCUGACUCCAACUACAACUGGUUUUAUGGUCCGGAGAGCCAGCUCGUUUUCCUCGACACAUUCGUCAUGAGGAACGGGACGGGAAACUGGCUGGCUCAACAGAUUAGAAAGCACCGACCCAAAGAUGGUCCCAUGGGGCAGUCGUCCGCCCAGCGCUGGGCUACACUUCACACAGAGUACAUCUGGUACAACUCCCACCUCAUGCCGCAGCCUCCCCAUGACUUUGGAAAAGCAAGGAUGCAUAUUUUCUCAAACUGGGGUGUGGUUACCUACGGGGCAGGGCUACCGAACGGUCAGGGUAAUACUUUUGUGUCCUUUAAGUCUGGCAAGCUGGGUGGCCGUGCAGUCUAUGACAUUGUUCAUGACAAGCCUUACUCCUGGGUGGAGGGCUGGAACAGCUUUAACCCAGGUCACGAGCACCCUGAUCAGAACUCUUUCACAUUUGCUCCUAAUGGGCAGGUAUUUGUGUCUGAAGCACUUUACGGUCCAAAGUACAGCUAUCUUAACAAUGUUUUGGUGUUCAGUCCAUCUCCUACCAGCCAGUGUAACAAUCCGUGGGAGGGUCAGUUGGGUGAGUGCGCUAAGUGGCUGCGAUGGACUGAUGAGGGGGUGGGUGAUGCCAGAGGGGAGGUGAUUGUCGCCUCCUCACACAGGGACACCAUGUUUGUGAGUGGGGAGGCGGUAUCAGCUUAUUCCCCUGCUAUGAGAUUAAAGAGUGUGUACAGAGCUUUAGUUCUGCUGAACUCACAGACUCUGCUGGUGCUUGACCACGUAGAGAAGUUGAGUGAUUCACCUGUGAAGUCCCUCAGCGCUUUUUUCCACAAUCUUGACAUUGACUUUAAAUACGUUCCUUUCAGAUUCAUGGACAGGUAUAAUGGCGCCAUGAUGGAUGUGUGGGACGCUCAUUAUAAAAUGUUCUGGUUCGACAGCCAGGGUCACAGCCCUGAUACACGGAUACAAGAGGCAGAGCAGGCGGCUGAGUUUAAAAAGAGGUGGACUCAGUAUGUCAAUGUCACUUUUCCGAUGGCAGGCACAGUCAGUCGAGUAGCGUACGUCUUACAUGGGCCUUAUGUCAAAGUGUCCAACUGUAGAUUUGUGGAUAAUAGCAAGAAUGGAGUGAGACUUUCUUUAACUGUAAAUAACACAGAGAGGAUAGUUUCUAUUGCAACAAACUAUAAAGACAUAGGUGCGAGGUUGGCAUAUUUAGGAUUUGGAGGUCACUGCAAAGUUGAGGAUAGAUAUCAAAUCACUCGAUAUGGCCUUGGGACUCAACUGAUCCCCAAACAAAUCAGCAGUGAUAAUCAGCUGUUUGACUUUGGGUUCACAGUCAAUGUGAUAGCUGGGGUUGUUCUCUGCGUGGCCAUAGGAUUUUUGACCAUGCAGAGAAAGUUUUAUGUGUGCUUCGGCAGGCUGAUGCGUUACGCCCUCCUCUCUGUGCUCAUUCUGUGGAUAGCUGAGCUGCUGUUUGUGUCUAACAGCUGCGAUCAGCUUCUCUGUGGGGUAAAAUGGAAAGGUGCGGGUGCCAAAAGCGAAGUAAACAAACAAAUCAGACUGUAUGAACAGCACCGGCUCCCCCUCCCCACUGUCGUCAUAACAACCCUUCCUGGAUCGGGAUCAGAAAUACUCAAGCACCUUUUCUACAACAGCUCGGACUUUGUUUACAUAAGAGUCCCCACCGAGCACGUGGACAUUCCUGAGACGGAGUUUGAGUUUGACUCUCUGGUCGACGCCUGCGAGUGGUCAAGGUCAGAUGCCAUGCAUGGACGGUUUAAGAUUAUUCAGGGCUGGCUGCAUUCGCUGGUCCACAACACCAAGCUGCACCUGCAGAAUAUUCAGCUGGUAGAGGGCAGCAGGGUCAAACAGCCCCAGAGAGUUAGCCCCUCUAGGGACAGAAAGAAAAGAUCCAGACGGAGGGAGCCGGCAUCUGAGCUGAAGGGCAAACUGAGAGCAAGUCUGGACAGAGAUGCAGAGUAUGUGAGGGAGAUGAGACGGCAUGUUGCGGAGUACCCUAACGCCAGGGUGGUCCUCAACAUGCGGAGUGGAAGCUGGGCGCUCAAACUGCCUUUCAUUCAGGAGGUUGUGGGAUCUUCCCUGAGGACAAUCUACUUGGUGAGAGACCCUCGAGCGUGGAUUUAUCUCAUGGUUUAUAACAGCAAACCCAGCCUUUACUCCCUUAAAAAUAUCCCGCAGCACCUUUCCUUGAUAUUCAAGGAGGAUGCUGUCAGUGACGGGUGCCCAGCUGCAGCGCCAGAAUUUAAAAUAAUCCAGAGGCUGCUGUCCCGUUCAGAGACAAACCCCAUCCUGAUACUGGCUCAUCUGUGGCUGGCUCACACCGCAGCAGUGCUGAGGGUCAGCGAGAGCCUCCCAGAGGAGUCCUACCUCCAAGUGAGGUUCGAGGAUGUGGUCAACUUUCCGCAGGAGACGGCAGAGAGCAUACACACAUUUCUGGGGGUGCCUGUGUCACCCGCAGCCCUCAACCAACUCCUGUUCACCACCUCCACGAACCUGUACAAUCUCAUGUAUGAAGGGGACAUUUCACCAGCCAACAUUAACAUGUGGAGACAAAAUAUGCCUCGAAAAGACAUCAGACUAAUAGAGGACGUGUGUGGGAGUGUGAUGAGGAGGCUGGGUUACACCAGGUUUGCCAGUUAACAUGCUGCUGCUGGUCAGCUGAUACUGAGCUGUCUUGUUUACUGUAGCUGCCAUGGAGUUCUGUAAAGUUUUUCUUUUCUUUGCACUGACCUUAAAUUUUAAAAAUAAUGUCACAACUUGAGGAGAAACUGAGUAGCAUUUCUGUCUUUUUAUUGUGUGUGUUUGGGUGUUGUACAGACUACAGCAACAGAUGUUUGUGAGGGAGGAAUACUUAACAUUAAAAUAGGUGGAAGGGAGCUUGUGUUAUUUUCUCCCCCCCCCCAGCCGCCCUUCACACUCACCUCAGACCUUUGCUGUGUUACAUGCAGAGUUGAAGUUGUUCUGUUAUUGCAGCAUCCCACAACAGCUCAGUUUCACAGUGAAGAUUAUUUACUGUUAGUUUUAGUACAAGAUGAGAAUUGAGAGUUUUUCUGUUCACUAAUCUUUAAUGUUAGAGAGAUGUGUGUGUAAAAUCUAUAUCUGUUAUUAGUGGCAUUAUUUAUUUUUUUCUCGGGACGUGGGGGUGGAUCAAGAGAUGCUUACCGGUUUGGAACAAAUAUGAUGCUCAUUAAGAAAUAAGACUUGUUUUUAUUGACAGUCUUAUAAUUGGCAGCUUUGGGAGAGAAUUUUCAAAGAGUAAUUUGGCUGUUAUGAAUUUAAAGGGAUAGUAUGGAAUUUUUUGAUGUGGGAUUUUAUAGAGUACUUAUCCAUAGUCAGUGUAUUACAUACAGUAGAUGUCAGUUGCAGUGCCCCCAGUUUGGAGAAUCAGGCAGAAGUCUGACAAGGAAGCUAAGCAAUAUAUCACAAUGGAUGGGGGUCGGCAAUGAAACGUAUUUUUACCACCAAAUAAAAUGUCCCACCUAAAAAAACUAAUAUCAGUUUGAGUCGACACUAUACUGAGAGUGUUUUUACGGCUUUACCUUUCCAUCAGACAGCCUAUUUCGACUUCAGUUCCCCACCUUUGCUCUUGUAAAAGCCGCCAGACUCCAUUGAGAAAAAAGGGUAGUUUUAGCUCUCCGAACACAGGAGUUGCUGGUCUACCACUGCUUCAAUCAGUCAGUUAAUUUGUGUUAUUGUGUGACUUUGGUGAAUCUGAACUAAGUCUUCAAAUUGGCAAAGUCACACAUACAUGUUUUUUUCAGUAGAGUCUGGCAGUGAAGAGAGCGAUGUAUUGGCCUAACUUUCCUGUUCCAAAUCACUGUCUGACAUUAAAGUAAAGCAGUGAAAAUACUCUCAAUAUAGUGUACACUUAAGCGGAGUUCUUUUUUUUUGGUGGCUGCAACACAUUUUGUUGCUGACCGCUCCACAACAGUACAUUACUUUGCUUCCAUGUUGGACUCCUGCCUGCUUCACCAAACUGGUUGCGAGCUGACUGACAUCUACUGCAUGUAAUAUACUGUUUAUGAAUAAGUACCCCAUACAGGCUCACCUCAAAAAAUUGGAACUAUCCCUUUAAUAUCUGAACUUGGCAUGCUAUUCCCUUUAAAACUUAAAAAAUGCCUCAAUUUUUAAACUCUUUUGCCAAGCAGAGAAAGAAAGGCUGUGCUUUAUUGCUCUAAUAUAGACAUAUGAAUGAUAUGGAUUGUAUUUUCAUUACAUCAGUGGAGGGAUUUUUAUUUGAAGCUCAAAGAUGUCACGAUGGCUCGGCGGCUUAGCACUUUCACAGGAACUCCUUUGAUUGUAUAUGGGAUUCAGUGCAUUCUCCAAAGCUAACUUUACUGUAUGUAGUCGAUUAGCUCGGAAACAUAAAACCUCUGAAGAUAUAUAAACCUCUGAAGAUAUUAUGUGUAGAAGAAAGAAAGUUAGAAGUAUUUAUGGGUUCCAAAGACACAUAUCCCAAAGGAUCAGGGAUGAAUAUGAUUAUUAUAACUCCCUUUGGCAUUUAUUGAAUUAGAUCAGAGGGAAGUGCUUAAUAGGGAUCAAACUGAAGAAAAAACAACCUGUCAGCCUUGACACAUUUCUAGUCAAAGCAAUUUCCAAAGCAUCCCCCUCAGCUACUCAUAUUAAUCUGCAGAACGCCAUAACUGAGGCUUACCCUGUGUUUUAUUGUUGUGCUGUCUUCACUUUCAAGGCCUGAAGGAAAUGCAAACACUUUCCAUUUCCUGUCUUGGUCAAUCAGAUAUCCAAUGAUCUUUUCGGGCCUUUGUCUUGAGAGAGCUCAGCGAGCAUUGGACUGAGCAGGGGAUGAAUAUUAAAUAUAGUUAAAGAAAAAAAAAGUCAGAGACCAUUUCUACUCUGUGAUGUUAUGCUCUUUGGCCUGGGCGAAAAUAUACGCUCCUCAGUCAGUAAGCUUUGAUGCUGUCUUGCUUAAACAUUUCUGUACUGUAAAUGGAUCACAUGUAACAUGCAGAUUACGACUGCAUCUGUACACUCACAAAAAAACCCAUACUGUACUCAUUUGGAAAUAUCCAUCUUUCCUCAGCUAGAAACAGUCCUGUUUGUUUUCUUCUCUACGAACACUGAAACCCUUGACUGCUUGGAAAAAAAAAAACGUUUGAUGUUUGUGGUCUUUGAAUGUGUAGACUUGGCAGACAUGCUUUCACUUUGGUGUUGCAAUCCUGUUACCAACUCUGUUUUGUAUUUGCUCGUGGGGAUAUGGUUCCUUGCUUCUGUGGCCUUGAAUUACAAUCAUUUUCUUUAUAAGGGAUUUUCGGUGGGGCUCUGGAGCAAGAGGUUGAGAUAAUGUAAAGAAAAUAAUAAAUUCAUAA
Messenger RNA from Epinephelus moara (kelp grouper), 7315 nucleotides. RefSeq names its product dermatan-sulfate epimerase-like protein. The coding region runs from base 972 to 4628 and encodes 1218 amino acids. The record is from RefSeq and is a predicted model, not a curated record. Lineage: Eukaryota; Metazoa; Chordata; Actinopteri; Perciformes; Serranidae. Gene Ontology annotation, molecular function: chondroitin-glucuronate 5-epimerase activity; sulfotransferase activity. The transcript has a single exon.